GUUUGGUGCUCAGAAAAAAAAAAAAAAAAAAACAUUUGUCAAUUUUUUUCUCUUUCUUUAACUCCUCUCUCUUGGGAAUCCCAGAUCUCCAAACCAGUGUUCAAGCCCCACCUUCAUAUGGUCCGUAAGAGAUCUCAACUUUCGACCCAUCAUCUAAAAUUUCUUCCUUUCUUCUUCUUUUUCUUGUCUAUGUCUUUUUGAAUUCUCUUCCUUUCUUCUUGGGAUCCAAGGUUCUAGAUGGCAAAACCAAGUUCAGCUGAUGGUAGGACUAGAAGUUCUGUGCAGAUCUUUAUAGUAGUUGGUCUGUGCUGUUUCUUCUAUAUUUUAGGUGCGUGGCAGAGAAGUGGUUUCGGAAAGGGAGAUAGCAUAGCAUUGGAGAUUACUAAGACUAACACAGAAUGUAAUAUAGUUCCAAAUUUAAGUUUUGAUUCCCACCAUGGUGGAGAAGUUAACGAAUUUGAUGAAGCUGAUUCAAAGCCUAAGGUAUUUGAGCCAUGUGCUGCUCGCUAUACCGAUUACACUCCCUGUCAAGAUCAAAAGCGUGCCAUGACCUUUCCUAGAGAAAACAUGGUCUAUAGAGAGAGACACUGCCCCCCAGAAGAAGAGAAGUUGCAGUGUAUGAUCCCUGCACCCAAGGGGUAUGUAACACCAUUUCCAUGGCCGAAGAGCCGUGAUUAUGUUCCGUAUGCUAAUGCUCCCUACAAGAGCCUUACAGUUGAGAAGGCUAUUCAGAAUUGGAUCCAAUACGAGGGAAAUGUGUUCAAAUUCCCUGGUGGCGGAACCCAAUUUCCUCAAGGUGCUGAUAAAUAUAUUGAUCAAAUUGCAUCUGUGAUACCUAUAACAAAUGGAACAGUGAGGACAGCACUAGACACUGGUUGUGGGGUUGCGAGUUGGGGUGCAUAUCUUUGGAGCAGAAAUGUUAUUGCCAUGUCGUUUGCACCAAGGGACAAUCAUGAAGCACAAGUACAGUUUGCUCUUGAAAGGGGUGUCCCUGCUAUUGUUGGUGUUUUGGGGUCCAUAAAGUUGCCUUAUCCUUCUAGAGCCUUUGAUAUGGCUCAUUGUUCUCGCUGUUUGAUUCCUUGGGGAGCAAAUAAUGGAAUUUAUAUGAUGGAAGUUGAUCGAGUUCUAAGGCCUGGUGGUUAUUGGGUGCUUUCGGGUCCUCCAAUCAAUUGGAAGGCUAACUACAAAUCCUGGCUGAGACCUAAGGAAGAACUUGAGGAAGAGCAAAGAAAGAUUGAAGAGACUGCUAAGCAACUUUGCUGGGAGAAGAGGUCAGAGAAGGCUGAAAUGGCCAUUUGGCAAAAGGUUGUAGACUCUGAAUCAUGUCAAAGGAGAAAAGAUGAUUCUAGUGUGGAAUUUUGCGAGUCCUCAGAUGCCGAUGAUGUCUGGUAUAAGAAAAUGGAGGCCUGCAUUACUCCCACUCCUAAAGUUACUGGCGGGAAUCUUAAACCAUUUCCAAGCAGGCUAUAUGCCAUUCCUCCCAGAAUUGCUAGUGGCUUAGUUCCUGGAGUUUCCUCUGAGACAUACCAGGAUGAUAACAAAAAGUGGAAAAAACACGUAAAAGCUUACAAGAAAACUAAUAGACUGUUGGACUCGGGAAGGUAUCGCAACAUUAUGGAUAUGAAUGCUGGAUUGGGUAGUUUUGCAGCAGCUAUUCAUUCUUCAAAGUUAUGGGUCAUGAAUGUUGUGCCUACUAUAGCUGAGGCGAAUACACUGGGUGUGAUAUACGAGCGAGGACUUAUUGGCAUCUAUCAUGAUUGGUGUGAAGCCUUUUCAACAUAUCCAAGGACAUAUGACCUUAUUCACGCCCAUGGUGUCUUUAGUCUGUACAAGGAUAAAUGCAAGGCCGAAGAUAUACUUCUGGAGAUGGACCGGAUUUUGCGACCAGAAGGUGCUGUCAUAUUCCGCGACGAAGUAGAUGUGCUAAUUAAGGUAAAGAAAAUAGUUGGAGGAAUGAGAUGGGACACUAAAAUGGUUGACCAUGAGGAUGGUCCUCUUGUUCCUGAGAAGGUGCUUGUUGCUGUCAAGCAGUAUUGGGUUACUAAUUCCACAUCAACACAAUAAGCCACUAUAUCAAAGUUGAAGAACUGGCUUGGCCUUUGGCUGCCAGUACAUUUCUCUAUACGAUCUUCACAGAAUUCAUAUUGUGGCUCAAUUGGUCAUUGCAAUUUGCAACUGUGGCACAGAAGAGGGGUUUGAUGGAGUUUUGCACGAUUGUCACUUACCUAAGGUUUCCUGUGUUGUUAAUUUAUUGAUGAAGAAAGCUACAAAGCUAUGCUUAAGGUUUAUGCAUGCCACUUGCCAUUUUUUGGUCUUAGUUAGUUAUCUUGGACAUUACUACAUUCCGAAGAAAACACGGUCUCUCUCCUUUGUUAAUUAAUUAUAUUAUAUUCCUUAUUUAAAUGUUUUAAUUUGUACACCGAAAAAGUUCUUUUUUUAUUAUUAUUCUUAAUUGAGUUGUAAUCUCUAUUGGCCCAAUGUAUUUCAUUGUAUUGUGGACACUUCAUUUUUUUUAGCCAUCCUAAUUAUGGCAUUUGGCUCUUUGGUGGGAUUUCAAGUUAUCUUACAAGCUUUGAUCA
Messenger RNA from Glycine soja, 2579 nucleotides. RefSeq names its product probable methyltransferase PMT2. The transcript has 7 exons. Gene Ontology annotation, molecular function: methyltransferase activity. The coding region runs from base 238 to 2064 and encodes 608 amino acids. Lineage: Eukaryota; Viridiplantae; Streptophyta; Magnoliopsida; Fabales; Fabaceae. Gene Ontology annotation, cellular component: endosome; cytoplasm; trans-Golgi network. The record is from RefSeq and is a predicted model, not a curated record.